Molecule: messenger RNA, 774 nt
Organism: Rosa rugosa (rugosa rose)
Lineage: Eukaryota; Viridiplantae; Streptophyta; Magnoliopsida; Rosales; Rosaceae
Product: 18.5 kDa class I heat shock protein-like
Exons: 1
Coding region: 95-568 (157 amino acids)
Biological process (GO): response to salt stress; response to heat; response to hydrogen peroxide
Source: RefSeq, a predicted model, not a curated record
UUCUUUCACCAGACCAGUCAAGUAAAGCAAAGCAAACCUUCUCAACAUCCUUCCCAAACCAUCCCAACGCUAAAACUUCUCAUCACAAUUCAAAAUGUCGCUCAUCCCCAGCUUCCGAAGAAGCAGCGUCUUUGAUCCCUUUUCCCUCGAUCUCUGGGACCCUUUCAAGGAUUUCCAAUUCCCUGCUUCAUCGCUCUCCACUUUCCCUGAAUUUCCUCGCGAAAAUUCGGCUUUUGUUAAUACCAGGAUCGACUGGAAGGAGACUCCAGAAGCCCAUGUGUUCAAGGCCGACAUUCCGGGGCUGAAGAAAGAAGAGGUCAAGGUUGAGGUUGAAGAUGACAGGGUGCUUCAGAUUAGCGGAGAGAGGAAGAUAGAGAAGGAGGACAAGAACGACACCUGGCACCGGGUCGAGCGUAGCAGCGGCAAGUUCUCCAGAAGGUUCAGGCUUCCUGAGAAUGCCAAGAUAGACGAGAUCAAGGCUGCUAUGGAGAAUGGGGUUCUCAGCGUGACAAUUCCUAAGGUGGAGGUGAAUAAGCCCGAUGUGAAAGCUAUUGAAAUCUCCGGUUGAAAUUUCUAAAGCUUAGAUCAUCUUUAUUAUAAAAGAUCUGUAAGAAAAAUAAAGAGUAGUCAUUUUUAUUUCUCUAAUUUUUACCGCAUGUUUGUGUCAUUUCGUGUGUAUUUGUAGUAUGUAAGUUGAUCGAAUGAGUGGUUUCUUGUAAAAAUUUUAGUUAUGGGAUAUUAUUAAUCUUAGUUUUUGCACCGGUAUUUUGCUAA